Molecule: messenger RNA, 2878 nt
Organism: Hippocampus comes (tiger tail seahorse)
Lineage: Eukaryota; Metazoa; Chordata; Actinopteri; Syngnathiformes; Syngnathidae
Product: zinc finger protein ZFMSA12A-like
Exons: 8
Coding region: 324-2252 (642 amino acids)
Biological process (GO): regulation of gene expression
Cellular component (GO): nucleus
Source: RefSeq, a predicted model, not a curated record
AAAAGAAGAAGAUGGUCUUUUUUUUCCGUAGUUUUUGCUACUCGGAUGCAUGGGAUGUGGUUUUGAGUCAGAAAGGAUAACGAUAUUGUCGGGUGAAACAAUUUAAAUAGAGCCACUUCAAAACCUUGUGUACCUUCGCUGGAAUUAAAUGGGAACUGAACCUCAAAAUUCACAACCGGCGUCAAAAUUCCAAGGACGCCCACUUCAAUCCAGAGAUGUCUAUUCUACCUGUAUCACUGCAACCUGCAGAUGACAUUUUGUGACACUAAGAAGGUCCCCUGCCUUUGCCUUCGCUGAGGCUCCUGGCCCCACCUUUGCGGGUAAUGUCAGCCAUCAUGUGGAAGUUUGUUCACUUGCGGAGCACAAAGCAUUAUGGGAGAGUGGUGGAGUUUAUCACCUUGGUGAAUGAAGCCAUCCCUGAUAUCUUGACUCACAGACAGUGGACGCUGAUUAUACUGGGAUUGAAACUAAAGAUGUUAAGUUGCGAGCCGGAUGUCAGAUGUGUUAAAACUGUCCUGGAGAGCAUUCUACUAAGCAGUUCAGAGCAGGCUCAUCCAACAAAUGAUCCAUUUGAGAGCAACUUAUCCACACUUGUUCUAAGACUUAUGGAUGACCAUGAAUGGAGAGAGCAUUUCCUAAAGAAUGAGUUCCCGGUGCAUUAUGGGCCAGACUUUGACACCGCACUGGAAACGUUGGUGUCUGACUUCUUCAACAGAUUGGAUGGGCUGCUGCUUAUUCCGGAUUUCAAACAGACCUCACUGUGGGUUGGCAAUGAUGUGUCAACCCUGCUGGAAGCAUACCAGCAAUACGCUUUUGAAGCCGAAGACUUCACAGCACUGCUCAGACGCACAAUCCAAAGAGGAAAAUUAGCCAAGAUAAACACCAAUGACACGUCUUCCUCAGAACAACAGCUCCUCUCAUCACUCACUGUCCCCGUCUCCACGGAAGAGAAAAACUCAUCCUGUCAGACCGAGAUUGAUGACAGUCGGCAAUGCUUUCGGCAGAGUACCACUGAUGCUGAAGAAAUCACUUGGACGUAUGUCAUCCAACAGGACCCUGAGAUUUGCUCUCAGGAAGAAACCGUUCUCACCACUUUGAACAAUAACAAAGACGAAGUAAGAGUUGAGCUCGUUUUGGAUGACCAACCUUCAGUCGCCACAUCAGUUACUGACGCAUCGGCCCCCCAUCCUGUCACAUCCGGCGGCCCUGCCGUCGGCCCUCGGCGGCAAAGGGUUGCACACAAAUGCACUCACUGUAAUAAGUGCUACAUUUAUCGUUACGAACUCCUGGAACAUCAGCGCAUCCACACUGGAGAGCUGCCUUACAAGUGUACUCAAUGCGGGAAGGCCUUUAGGAGAAGCUCAGAUCUGUCGUGUCACCGGCGGUCACGGUGCACGAAAGCUGCCUACAUUUGCCUCAAAUGUGGCAACAGCUUCCAGUCCAUACAGGAGAAAUUUAAACACCGCUGUAUUCACAACACACAAAAGCUGGAGUGUUCUCACUGCAGAAAAAGCUUCAAGAAGACGUGCCAGUUGGAAAAGCAUCAGCUGAUUCACACUCGGAAACGGCUCUUCACAUGCAGGCAGUGUGGGGAGAAGUUCUCCAGUAUGAGCGAGCUGAAAUUUCAUCGGAAGACUCAUCCCGCGGGGCUGUCCAAUCAGUGCACGCGUUGCGGCAAAAUGCUCCCUUCCGCAGCGUCUCUGGCAGCUCAUGAGGAGCGCCACGAAAAACAGAAAACACACGCUUGUGCAGUUUGUGCCAAAUCCUUCAGGAACAAACACGAACUGACCCGCCACAAGCGCAUGCACACAGGCGAGAGGCCAUACCAAUGCCCAUACUGUGAGAAACGUUUCUACAUGUCGGCGAACCUCACCGUCCACAUACGCACCCACACCGGGGAGAAACCAUACCUGUGCCCUGACUGUGGCAAAGCUUUUGCGUCGGCCGGCGAGCUGCAGAUACACGGACGCAUCCACACAGGGGAAAGGCCCUACAAAUGCAACGUGUGUGAUAAAGGAUUCACCAUGGCCGCCAAACUAACAUGCCACAUGCGCGUUCACACCGGGGAACGGCCUUACGUCUGCUCUGAAUGCGGAAAAGGCUUUUCGAGUGGUGGCCAGUUGAAAAUUCAUAACAUGAGCCACACGGGAGUCCGACCCUACCCCUGUCAGUUGUGUCCGAAAGGCUACAAGGUCCUCAAUCACCUGAAGAGGCAUUUGAAAUCUCACGGCAUCCAAGAACCGUCGGUCUGAUCCGAUCCACACAUUUCCUCUGCUGCUGUCCCCGUUCGGCUCACAGAUGAGAUGGAGUUUAUCUCAGCCCACUUUGGGCGAGGUACACCAAGGACCGGUUCUCAGUCAGUUACAGGCAUUGCAGACACAACUACUCACCCUUAUGGGAAGUUUACGGUCCUUAACGACGGUACAUCCAUGGUUUAUGGAUCUUUUGCCAUCGUGUCAAAUGGCUUUUGUUUUGCCUGUACUUAACUGGGCUGCUGCCAUGGAGGUUGAACAGUUUAUUUUUCUUGCAUUAAAUUGUCACUUAAAUACUGCUAAAUGUCGAAUGCUAACUGAAAAAAUAUAACAUUGUGUGUGUUCUUUCUUGAAAUGUUUUGUCCAGAUUCAACAUCAUUUUGGAAUGCCAGAAGCUGGUGGUUUUUGGGACUGGACAAGACAAUCCUUUCAUGCCAAAUAACUCUUUGAGCAACCACUUCUUUUAAAUAAGGCCAUUGAUGUGGAAUAUCUUGCAUCUUCAAAUGUUGCCGUUCAUACUCCCUUGUUAAUAUCCUCCAUGUGACUGCUGUUUAUUUCCAUCUAUAAAGCCCCAUAAUCUCAACCGCUGUAGAUUUGACUCAUCAGUUUUUUUUUCCCACAGUUGG